AUGGGGAAGCACGGACACCAACUUCAGAGGAAAGAGGUUUUAGACAUUACGGUCAGCUCCAAUUAUUUGAGCAACAGGAUAUCCAACUGGAGGGUAUCAUCUGAGCCAUCGUGCUCGGAUCAUAGACACAUACAGUUUGAAAUAAGCGUAGGUGAAAGAACUCUCCUGCAAUAUAGGGAUCCAAAGUGCACAGAUUGGGAAGGAUACAACCGCUCACUCGUGCAUCUGCUGGAACCCACAAUUGUAAAAGUGAGAGAUCGCGAUGAGAUCGAGAUUGCGGCGGAACAACUGCGGUGUGCAAUCAUAACGGCUUAUAGUGAAAACUGUCCACUUAAAACAAACAAGGAUAACAGGAAGUCCUCUUGGUGGAACAACAAACUGGACAAAAGAAGAAAAGAAGUGCGACAGCUCUUUAAUCGCGCUAAAGUGUCAGGUAACUGGGAAACCUAUCGUACGACGUUGGCGGAGUACAAUAAGGAAAUAAGAAGGGCGAAGAGAGAGUCUUGGAGAAGGUUCUGUGGGAGUCUGGCCGAUCUACCCCAAAGCACCAGAAUUCACAAGAUUCUCUCAAAAGAACCAGUGAAUGAGCUAAGGACGAUACAGCGCCCCGACGGUAAUUUCACAGAGUCCAGGAAAGAAACGCUACAAAUUUUGGCCCAAAAACACUCCCCAGGCUGCCUGAUUCUAGGUGAUGAAGAACGACCCCCCAAUACUCAUGAGUCAAAAAUCGGUCCAAAAAAGAGGAUUGGGAGAUAG
Sitophilus oryzae (rice weevil) is the source of this 756-nucleotide messenger RNA. RefSeq lists its product as uncharacterized. The record is from RefSeq and is a predicted model, not a curated record. The transcript is spliced from 2 exons. Lineage: Eukaryota; Metazoa; Arthropoda; Insecta; Coleoptera; Curculionidae. The coding region runs from base 1 to 756 and encodes 251 amino acids.